Molecule: messenger RNA, 1414 nt
Organism: Seriola dumerili (greater amberjack)
Lineage: Eukaryota; Metazoa; Chordata; Actinopteri; Carangiformes; Carangidae
Product: cortexin-1-like
Exons: 1
Coding region: 1-381 (126 amino acids)
Source: RefSeq, a predicted model, not a curated record
AUGAACACCUUCCCUUCCUUCUCUGCACCUCCUCCCAACACACCAACUAUCCAGUCAGUGUGCAAGCCCUGCCUUCGGGCCCCGUGGAGGAUGAACGAUGUGCCCACACUUGACUACGAGUUGCUGCUGUCCCCGGCCAGCUCCUCCCUCCCCGGCAGUCCUGGUGGCGGCAGCAGCAGCCCCCCUCUGGCCUUGGUCGGGGUGGAUACUGAGCAACGCACCGCCUUGGCCUUCGUAGGCCUCCUCAUGCUAUUCCUGGUCUUCCUGCUGGUCAGGUGCUUCAGGAUCCUGCUGGACCCCUACAGCCGCAUGCCUGCAUCAUCCUGGACUGACCACAAGGAGGGGCUGGAGAGGGGUCAGUUUGAUUAUGCACUGGUGUAGGGUGAUGUGUCAACAGGGUGUGGAAGAGGGAAUAUUUCAUUGUACACAGACAUGAUCCUGUACGGCGUAGUCUAAUUUAGAAGUGUAGAUGGACAGUAACAAUGCAAAUGAUUGUGAAUGCACUCUUAGAGGGAGGUUUACCUGAUGUUGGAAGAUGCCUGGUUUAUAUCACAGAACUGUAAAUAUGCAGUAUAACAAGUCUGGUUCAUCAAGAGCCACACCCUGCAAGCCAAACACUCACUCACCCAAACUCGGAUGUUUGACCGUGAAGAAAACAGAAAUAAUGAGCUGCACAGCUGCCUUAACCUGACCUAAUGUACAAGGCUAACAUGCCGCCACUUCACAACCUCACUUUAGGGCUAGGUUUUUCCAAAUCCCACCGCUUGUCAGAUCACAACGUAGUUUAGAACCUCAAAGCCACAUUUUUGAUGAGAACUCUCAACACGCAGGACACAGGCAGAACUUAAAUGAAGGAGUUUACACUUAAGCAGAUGCCCCUUUAAUGAACCAAGGUCCAUUACAAAGCAUCUUUAUGUUAAUUGCUGAUCACGUCGCACAAAUCCUCACAUUUGUUUUGAUUUGGGACACUGAUCCUCGAGGCAGCACUGCAGUUCCAGAUGCUUUUUAAGGCCAGAGCAGGUAGUUUAUGUCUCCAUAAAAUCUUCCGUGUAUCUGUCCGUGUAUGUUUUGUGUGUUACUGUGUCUAUAACUGAGAAGCCAUAUUGAAACUGUAUAAUCUCUUAUUACCGCAAGUAGAAUUUGUCCUUUGCUUUAGUCAGCCUGCCAAGUGUGGUGAUGAAGCAAACAGCAACCUUUAGGCAAAAAAAGGCUUUAUUUUUCUAUUCUUGACUCGAGUUUGGGAGUCUCCUUUUUGCUAUCUUUCUGUCCUUUUCCUCUUACUGUAUUGACUAGUUAGACCGUAGAUUUUUGAGGUAGUCAUGCAGCCACCUCUUAGAAGGAAGCAAAGCAGGUAGCUUUGCUUUUUUUGUGUUUUAUAAUUACAUAUUUUUCUGACUAUCUGCUUUGUUUUUGA